CUUUAAUAACGUCAGAAGUGCUAGCAAUUGCAAUAUAAUACUGACCUUUCAUGUUCUCCACGACGACAACGCGGAUGCAUCCUUGUCCGCUGAAAGAUGUAGAUUUAUUUGCCAUCGUUCGUACGUGGGCGAACAAUUCUUGGCACCCGAAUUGAAAAAAAAUGAAGGCAACGUCUGCUCUUUGGUUCCCGUACGCGUCGGGGUUGCUCUUCGCCGUGGGGAUGCUUGUGGCCUGGAGUGGGUUGUACCACUACAAGGGGACGUGGAACAUGGAACGUACGAGCGCGUUCCAGUGGGAGGUGGAGCGUGUAGAGAGGACAACCACGGAAACUACAAGGCGCACGCACUUUGCGCUUCGCAAGGUGUCGCUGAACCCACGGGAGGCUUACGACAACUUCGAAGAGCACGUCGACGACGAGGCAGCGCACUUCCAGGCCGGCGUGCGACCCCCCACACUGCUGUUCGUGCCGGGGAACCAGGGCAGCUGGAAGCAGAUGCUGAACCUGCACGAGUUCUACUUGAAAGGCUCCUUCACCGGAGCGGUGCACUUUUUUUCGCUGGACUUCGCGGAGCAACCCACUGCGUUCAGCGCACACAUCUUACGCAACCAAGCGGAGUUCCUUCGUGCGUCCGUCGUGAAGCUGACGGAUCGCCGGACCCGUUGGGGGGAGGAGCACGAGCAGCAUCUUCGGGGAGAGCGUGGCGAGAAGGUGAAACAAGCAACAAGGUCGAGGCGCAAUCACUCGCUGGUGCUCGUGGCGCACUCCAUGGGAUACCUGGUAGCGAAACACGCACUGUACCUAUACCCGGCGCUUCGCAAGCGUGUAGACUACGUUUUCUGCAUCAGUUGCGUGCAGCGAUUCCACCCCUUUCUGUUUCUGGACGCGAAACUCGCGCGCUUGGCGGAGGAGGAGGUUGUGCCCGACGAAGCCGUGAAGGUACUGGGCGUCAGUUCCGGGGCCCGAGACGAGUUGCUGUCACCCGAGUUCACGUGCCGUGCCGACGGUUCCAUUAUUCCGACAAUAACUAUGAAGAACGUUUACAACGACCAGACGCACGUUUCUCUGCUCUUCUCGCGACCGGUGUUGCAUCGUUUGGGUUCGGUAAGCCUGCCGCAGCUGCAUCGUCCGCGCAGGAAGUCCGCCAGUAAAAAAGGUAGUAGCACUACUUCUACUUCCUCCACCGAGCAGCAGGACGAAGAUGCACAGUCCUCUUCGAAGGCAGGGGACGUCUCCAUUAGCACCGAUGAUGUGGACCAGGGAUACGCAGAUGCGCUGGACAGCCUACGGUCCCCGUUUUUCCGGCUCAACUCGCUCUUCGCGGAAGUGGGGAACGCGCGCGGCGGACUUCGGAAAGAGUUGCUGGACACGCACCAGCUCUACGAGCUGGAUGUGGCCCUGCCGGAAGCGAAAAGCCUCAGGGAGGGGCGCGCCGUCUUGCGGCUUGAAACCGACCUGGCGCGGUUGUUUCGCCCCGCACGGAUGAAGCACCUUGCUGAAGAGACCACAGGGAAGAAAACAUCAAGCUCCACCACUUCCAGGACCACCAUCAGGGGCCGCGAUACAGAUAAUUCAGCCGAUGCUCGGCCGCCGCUUUACGAGUGGGAGGUUCCGCACUCCGAGGAGCCCUUUGUCCUGGUGCUGCAAAAGGACUUCAACUCCGGACCUGCAGGACGUUUCCGGCAUUCCAAGCACGCUGGCGGCGAGCCGUUUGACCGGUUCGACGCGGAAGAUGUCAUUCAAUGCCAUGACGAAGUGAAAGUGUAUGCGCGCUACUUUGAGGUGUCCGAAGCAACGAAGAAGAAGGGCCCGCAGUAUCGGCCGCACAAGCGGAGCGAUUUUUCCGAGGUCUGGUCGCAGAUCAUGCCGGUCGGUUCUGUGUCGCAUCCCCAGAAGCUCUGCGUUUACCUGGUCCGCAAUAGCGUCGUGGGACAGCAGCCGGACGGUACGAAGCCCACGGGAAAAGGCAAAGCGGGGGACAGUCCGCCACGCACAGGAAAGCGCAUCGCGCGCACGACGCUGGAAUUCGACCCGUCGCGUCUCGUCGCGAUCGGUCCGGGAGACGCUUUCUUCGCGACACAGGAAACAAAAGCUCGGAAUAACAGCAGAGGAAAGAAAAGAGCGGUCGAAACGAAUGACGAGCAGCUAUUUCAUCUCUCGGACGAUGGGCAUGAUGUGGGUCGUGAGGAUCAUGAAGAUUUCGGCGGGAAAAUCGACGAAGAAGUGGAGGAUGGGAGAGGUGAAGUAAAUAUGAAGGGGUCCGCGAAGAUCUCAGCCGCUGCAUCCUCAGCCUCUAACCCUUCGAAAUUUCAGAUUCGUGGAUUCGCGGCGCACCGAGAAACUUGGGGGUUGAAUCGCCUCCGAUCGCUAACUUUGUGGGACUGGGUAUCUUCGUUGGUCGUGCCCCUGGAGGUGAUUCCGGCGGACUCGACUUCGUUAUUUACCUGGGUGGUGCUAUCGAAGGAUGAGUUAGACUACGAACUCUUUUCCUUCGAUUUUUUCACGGCUGCCUCGGAACAACCGCAAGAAUUGGACCACGCGACGAGUUCCGCUGCCUCUUCGGACUUUGGGGCGGGCCAGGGCCCUCUGGACGACGCCACCUCGGAGGGCCUCGGCCUCGCGUGGGACAGCUCCGGUGACUUGGCUUCGGUCGGGCGCCUCGGCUCGGCUGGUACCGCUGGUCUCACGAAAAGCAGUUGGCGAAAUAACCUCGGUCUGUUGGACGCAGAAAGCCAUCCGCGAGUAUGGAGCCCGCGUUUCUCCC
Molecule: messenger RNA, 2763 nt
Organism: Amoebophrya sp. A120
Lineage: Eukaryota; Dinophyceae; Syndiniales; Amoebophryaceae
Source: the annotation of a GenBank genome assembly